Messenger RNA from Pocillopora verrucosa, 903 nucleotides. The record is from RefSeq and is a predicted model, not a curated record. Lineage: Eukaryota; Metazoa; Cnidaria; Anthozoa; Scleractinia; Pocilloporidae.
AUGCUCAACGCUAGCUUUGAUCUAUUGAAUGUUUCAGUUUUUGAUCAAGAUUCUGAUGACGACAAAAUUCCAACUGGUCUAUCAACUUUAACCAUUGUUAACUGUAUUCUGAACGUUCCGCUGCUAGUGUUAUCCAUUCUCGGUAACACUAUGGUUUUAACAGCCGUUCUAAAGACACCUUCGCUCCGUUCACCUUCCAUAAUUUUGCUGUGUGGUCUCGCUGCUUCCGAUUUCGUCGUGGGUUUGAUAGUCCAACCGAUCUUCAUAGCCAGGGAUCUUACAUCUGUUUACAUUUUUGCCAGACUGACAAGAAGCUUUGGGACUUUAUUCUGCGGAAUUUCUUUCGCUACCAUGUCAGCAAUAAGUGUCGAUAGAUUUUUGGCUUUACAGUUUCACAUGACAUACAGCUCUCUGGUUACUAAAUCGCGAGUUAAGUUAACUCUGAUAUUAAUUUGGCUAAUAAACUCCGGUCUUAACAUAUGGUAUACACCAACAAAUUUUCAUUUAGCCAUGGUAUUAGUUGGUGUUUAUAUCUCAGCGUCCACUGUUUCGUAUAUUGGUAUAUAUCGCAUAGUUCGCCGACAUAAUGCAGAAAUAUACGCUCAAAGGCAAGCAUUGGAAUAUCCCAGUGCCCAAAAUGUCUACAGCUUAGCCAUGUUAACACGAACUGCUACGAACACGUUCGUAUUCUAUAUUAGUACAAUUUUUUGUUAUCUUCCAUGGUUUAUUUAUAGGAUAUUUUAUAGAGAAAAGUUUCCCGUUGGUUCCCAGGAAGCUUGGGUUUUCACAGUAACAUUGGUGUUUGCAAACUCUGCCAUCAAUCCUUUUUUGUACUGUUGGCGAAUUCGCGAUCUUCGGAAGGCAGUCAUAAAGAUCUCAAGACGGAAAAUUUCAUGCAAAUGA